This is a messenger RNA of Pichia membranifaciens NRRL Y-2026, 1134 nucleotides long. RefSeq lists its product as hypothetical. Lineage: Eukaryota; Fungi; Ascomycota; Pichiomycetes; Pichiales; Pichiaceae. The transcript has a single exon. The record is from RefSeq and is a predicted model, not a curated record. Gene Ontology annotation, biological process: ergosterol biosynthetic process. The coding region runs from base 1 to 1134 and encodes 377 amino acids. Gene Ontology annotation, cellular component: endoplasmic reticulum. Gene Ontology annotation, molecular function: sterol 24-C-methyltransferase activity.
AUGAGCACACCAUCAAACAACAUAAAACUUGCACCAAAAAACUUCAAGCAGGACAAGGAGUUUGCCAACGCCUUGCAUGGUAAGUCGGGCGGUGUCACCGGUAUUGGUGCGUUGACUCAGAAAGACCAAAAGGCAUCUGAGAUUGCUAUCGAGGGAUAUUUCAAGCACUGGGAUGGUAAGACCAGUGAAGAAGCUGAAAGCUCACGUCUAGCAGACUAUUCUGCAUUGACCAAACACUACUACAAUUUGGUUACUGACUUCUACGAAUACGGAUGGGGUGCUUCAUUCCACUUCUGUCGUUUCUACAAGGGCGAGCCCUUUGGACAAGCGAUUGCAAGACAUGAACACUACCUUGCUGCAAAGAUGGGCAUCACUGAAGACAUGAAGGUCUUGGAUGUCGGAUGCGGUGUUGGUGGACCAGCUAAGGAGAUCGCAACUUUCACCGGUUGUAAGGUUGUUGGUUUGAACAACAACGAUUACCAGGUUGAAAAGGGUAACCUGAGAGCCAAGACAAUGGGUAUGGAAGACCAAUUGAGCUUUGUGAAGGGUGAUUUCAUGCAAAUGGACUUUGAGCCAGAGAGUUUUGAUGCUGUCUACGCUAUUGAGGCUACUGUCCAUGCGCCAGUUUUGGAAGGUGUCUACAGUGAAAUUUACAAGGUGCUGAAGCCAGGUGGAACCUUUGGUGUCUACGAAUGGGUCAUGACCGACAAAUACGACGAGACUAACGAGGAGCACAGAAAAAUUGCCUACGGUAUCGAGGUUGGAGACGGUAUUCCAAAGAUGUACAAAAAAGAGGUUGCCGACAAGGCGUUGAAGGAUGUUGGAUUUGAGAUUUUAUACGAAAGAGACUUGGCCGACAACGAUGACGAAAUACCAUGGUGGUAUCCUUUAUCUGGAGAAUGGAAGUACAUUCAGAGCUUUAACGAUGUAUGCACAUAUGUUAGAUCCAGUUACUUAGGCAGAAAGCUGACCACUUUUGCUGUUGGUACGUUGGAGACUUUUGGUCUAGCACCAAAGGGUUCUGCAAAGGUCACCGACGCGUUGGAGGAGGCUGCUAUUUACUUGGUGAAGGGUGGUGAGCAAAAGCUUUUCACGCCGAUGAUGUUGUAUGUUCUCAGAAAGCCAUUAGAGUAA